GUGUACCUCAGUGCUGACAUCUGCCCUACACCGACGCCACGCGCUAGCUUCACCUCCCCUCCCCACACACACACCUGCCACAAUACCACAAAGUCAUCUUUAGCGACAUGUGUGUGAGCGGUGUGCAGGGUAGAGGCAGCGCGGACGCUGUGCCCCGGAGUAGUAGCGGCUCUACAUAGAGUGCAGGUACACGGCACAAGUGAUAGCGACGAGGAGGCUGUGUGGAACACGAGCACACUUGAGUGUGUCUGUGUGUGGGAGUGCGUGGAGAUGUGCGGCGGGGCAGGGUAAGGGUGUGUUGAAGUGUGUGAGUGCGAGCGACGAGGAACCAUCAGCUGAGGAUGUUCAGAGUGGCACUUGAUCUAUUCUCCUCGUCGUCCUCGGUGUUUUACCGCGCCUGUCCUCGCUCCUCACAGAGUGUGGGACUAAGGUGGUGGUCGGGGGCACGGAAGCGGUGUACUGGGCAGUGCAGCUCGACGCCGACCUCCUGGAGACCAUCGCCGCCAUCUAUCCUCACUGGUUUAAGCCAAUGUCUGUAUACCAUACAGUAAUGAAGUUCAAGUUGGAUUGCAAUUUGAACGACCUAAGCAAGAUGGCAGACAGUAGUAAUGGGGAGGGGUCUCGGGCUCCCUUCAUUCCUCUGUCUCCACCCAAGUGUGAGGUAGAUGACUCCCCACUUCAGGGCAAGACUCUCAACAAAAACAAAGAGUCUCUGAAAGUGAAGCUAAUGUUACGGCGACCAAGGGAAGACCUUGUGAACCGUGGAGUCAUCCCUCCAAUGAACACCCCGACUGCAUUCUAUGAGCAGCGACAAAAAUUGGAUAUGGCCAAAAAACAUGACAUCCUCAAACAGAAAAUGCAGCGGCGACCUGACCGAGAGGAACUGGUUCGACAACACAUCCUGGAGGAUGCACCUGGAAAUAUUGAUCCUUCAUUGGUGGAAAAGCAGAAACAGUUGAAACGAGCCAGGAUAGCUGAUGCCAUUAGUGACCACCUGUGCCAACGACCAGGCCCCCUUGAACUUGUUAGAGCCAAUAUUCUUCACACUACAGAAGAUCUCGAGAAAGCUGUUAAGGAGGGGCAGUUGAUGUUCAAGAGUACUAGCGAAGGAGAACCCCGAAAACAUCCAAGUUUAUAUGUACAAUAUGAAGAUGAAUCAAGUAGUGAGGGUGCAAUGUCCCCAGACCAAAGUGAGGCUAGCAAUGCUGCUGGUGUACGAGAGCUUCUCUCAGCAAGCCCAAUCCUUUUGGAAGCCACCACUAUUACUACAGUUACAGCUCCAGCAGCAGUAAUAGCCCCACCACCACCACCACCACCACCAAUUGCACCUGCAGUAUCUGCACCCAUCAGUUGCGUGCCCGAUGUUGCAGCUGCAUCUCCAUCAUUGACCUCUACCACCUCAUCAUUAUCCCCAUCAUCAUCUUUGGCAUCUCCCCAACAUCCACUCUUACCGUCCCCGCAAGCCCCUGCUUUAACUCAAACUCUGUUUGUGACUCGGACACCCCUUCCACAUGCCCUCACUACACCACCUCUACAAAAUUCUGCUCCAGGAAAAGACCAAUCAAAGAGCAGGAAAAAAUCAAAGGGAAAGAGUCAACCUAAAACAAGAACAAUCAAGUUUCAUGAAUACAAGGGUCCUCCAAGUGCUGUGAAGCGUGAAUCUAACACAAGCCACUCAGAGACAUCAUAUGAUAUACUGCUCCAGCAACAGCAGCUUUUCCUCCAGUGUCAACUUGAGCUCAAGCAAAAGUAUCCCCAGAUUAUUUUACCAGCGGCACUAAAACCUCCAAACAACGACAACUCGAGUAGCAAUAGUUUACCAAGUGUCAUCAAAGUAGCAUCAACACCACCCUCUCUCCCAUCCUCGACUGUGGCCAGCGGGCUGACCUUAUCACAAGUCCUCCACACACCAACCCACACUCCUACAUCCACCCCAACGCCCUCAUCAACUCCUCCAGCACCACCACCACCUCCUACGCCUCCAGAAGCAAAUAUCAGAAUUCAUUCCAAGUUGGAAGACAUGAAAGUGUCAGAUCUGAAGGCGGAGCUGAAGAAACGAAACUUACCAGUGUCCGGUUCCAAACCACAGUUGAUAGAAAGAUUAAAGAGCCAUGCUGCCCAGAAUUCUGCUGCUAUAUUGACAAGUUUGAAUUGUAAUAACAGCAUCAGUAAUAAUAGUAAUGUGCUUAAUUGUAAUAAUGUCUCUGUUACAAUGAGACUCGGCAGCAUAGAGAGAGAAACAGUUAAUACACCUGCACCUUUGGAUAAUGAAGAAAAAACUUGUGCGACCCAAACAGAAUCCACUGGCCCUAGCACUCUGUGUCUGGCUCACCUGCAGGAGCCUUCACCAACACCCACACCAACCAACUCUACAUUCAACUAUACAGAUGACUCUUCAGUUCAAGGGUUAUUGGAAGCAUCAAUGGAUUUUGGAGAUGACAGUGCAUCAUCACCUGCAUACUCUCACAUCUCGGCUUCAUCCACACGUCCCCCAAGUGUGGCCCCAAUGGACGUAGAUUUCGACUCUGCAAUGGACACCAAUGACUUCAAUCCUCUGACUCCAAGUGGUACCCUAACUCCUCUUAGUCUCCACAUCAGUGAUGGAGGCUCAAUAAACACUCCACCUCCUCCUCCUCCGCCACCGCCACCACCACCUCCACCACCACCCACACAGAAUGUCUCUGUUAACUCUAAUAUUCCUGUAGGCAAUAUACUGGUAUCGGCUAAUGGCCAGACACCCUGUCAAUUAGUAAUGAUGCGUCAUUCAACCUCACGAACCUCCAACAACUCAAUUGUGUCUAAUGAAACAAUGGUGCAACUACAAAGAAGAAUAGAGGACCUUCAGAGGGAGCUUCACCAUACACAAAUGCAGCUACAGUUACAACAACAACAAAACAUCAUCAAAGCCCAGGAGCAGCAACGUAAAAAUAUGUCUGAUAACAAGCUAAACCAAAAACUUAUACUACAGCAACACAUUCAUAACAAAAAACAGCAGCAACAACAACAACAGUUACAAAGUCACAUCCAGCAGCUCCAUCAUUUGCAAACACUACAACAACAACAGCAACAAUUGUUACAACAGCAAGUGGUACAACAUGAACCUUUAAAAAGCAAAAUUCAUGAGAAUGGCAUUCAGCAAUGUGGAGUUUUGCAGCAGCAGAAACAUCAGCAGCACCAUUUAGAACAACAAUCAGAAGAACAGUCAGAUCAGCAGCACCAGCAGCAGCACCACCACCACCAACAGCAGCAGCACCAACAGCAACAGCACCAACAGCAGCAGCACCAACAGCAGCAGCACCAGCAGCAGCAGCACAGUAUUGGGGAAGUGAGAGUAAAAUUGGAAAAUGGGUGGGAGCAGCUGCUCAAUUCCCCCAACCCUCACUCACAUCAACAACCAAAGAGCCAGCGUUCAGGUUCUAUAUCCACACAAAAUGGCCUCUCCAUUAAUGCUCAUCAAAGAACUGCCUCGUUGCCAAAUUUCUCCGGGCUCAUUGUUACCAGCACAUAUGAUAACGCCAACAACAAUAAUAACAAUAAUAAUAAUAAUAAUAACAAUAUCAAUAGAUCAACAAUAGAGCCCCAGUUUGUUAUCAAGCCGCCACCCAACUAUGAUGAAGCUACAAAACAGCUCAAGGAAACAAUGAUCUCAGCUAAAUCUUCCCCACCAAAUACAAAUAGAAAGUUAUCUGUCAAGAGUCAGGCAGUAGAUGAUGUUUUAGAAAUAUUAAUUAAAAAUGGAGAGCUACCUCCUAGUGCUGCCCAGGAUCCUCACACACCAACUCAAAUAAGGUGUAAUCGAAGUGGACCAAUCUUCACUACCACAUCAGUUACCUCUUCUGUCAUCUACACCACCACAUCAGCAAGCUCUCCUAUUUUUACCACCACUUCUGGUGCACUGCCAAUUAUUUUUACCACCUCUGCUACUUCAUUACCUGCAGUAUACACAACUACAAAUGUUGUACCAACUGCAGUUGAGGCUGCAGUCCCUCCACCGCCACCGCCACCUCCACCCCCACCACACCAUUCUAGUCAACGCACCACUUCUGCUACGUCAACAACUCAAGGACCUGCAGUGUUAAGUGUUGCCAACUCCUGCCCCUCUCCAAUAGUCACUAGUGGCUUAAAUUCUCAUUCACUUUUUGCUGACCUUGUGAUGGAGGGCUCAAAUCAACAUGGUCUGGAUCUUCCUUUAGACUUGGAGUUACCUGUGUUGGAAGGCAUGGAACUGGGUGCCUUGGAGCACACACUAGACCACAGCAAUAUGACCCCUGAUCUUCUUAUCUCAAAUAGACCUGAAGAGUCAUUUGUCAGUAUAGGUCCACCAAUGGAUGUUAAGAUGGAAGUGAAUGAUGAUGUUGAUGUUGCAUCAUGGCUAGACUCUUUAGUUCCUCCAACUCACGGCCCAACACUUUCUUCGAGUACUACAAACUUCAUCACGCCUUGGCCUCCAUCCCACCUGAUAUCAGUUUCUGGUAAUAACAGUGAUAGUGGUAUGAGCAAUAAUUAUAAUAGUGGCAGCAGCAGCUGCAGUAACAGAGGUAACCAUAGUAGCUGCAGUACCAGCAGUGGAAGCAGUAGUGGUGGCAGAAGUGGUAUAAGUGUUCACCAAAGUGAUCCUCUGCUCUCUAAUAAUCAGGACCAACUGGACCUCUUUAACUUGGAGGAAAUGGACCUCAAGGCCCACGAUGUAACGUCAGGCCUAUCAUGGGACCGCAUUGAUUUUACUGCAUGAGAGUGUAGUGUACCGGUCGUGUAGCCAGUCACCGUGUUACUGUCUGGUCAAUGUAUGUCCUACCGUGGGACCAUUGACUGACAAGACUUAAGUCAAGGGACCAUUAACCACAGUAGAUUUCAACCUUGACUGAUCAGAGUAUUUAAUAGUUGAAGUGCUACUGCAUCAUGAGUGACUGGCAGUACCCUACCUUGGCUACUGACACAUACGUUAAUGUCUGUGAUGACAAAUGAGUGCCUUACAAGUACUCUAACAAAGGACCAUUGAAUAUUUAGUUGAUAUUUAGGUUGUGUUCAGCCAACUCCACACAAUUCCCUGUUAUUCCAUUUUGACUACCUGUCAUGUAGAUCAUGCUCACAAUCAUUAUUAGAAGUCUUAAAAACUCAAUAAAUAUGAAAUCUUUCUUGAAAAUUUUCAGUAUCAAGUGGUAUAUAUAUGAUAUGUAUUUGUAAAUAUUUCCUUAUUGUAAAAUGGUGCUGUUUUGAAUAUUUCAAGUUGUUUGAGUUUUCUCCGAGAUAUAUUGCACUCAUCAGCUAAUUCUGAAAUUAGGUCAGGUCUAUCAGUAUGUAAUAAAUGUAUUAUAAGUUUUGGGAACAAAUCAACCCCUUCCAUAAAUUUUGCUGUGUGCUUGCCUUACAGUUGUGGAUAUUUGAAACUAUGACUAUUAUAUCUGGUUGAAUUAAUAGCUCUGUACAUAUUUUAUGACUAGAAUAUGUGACUGAAUGCAGACUCAGUCAUCUCUGCUGUGAUUAUUAGCUAUGUUUGGAGCAGCCAAUUAAGAUAACCCACUGAAGGCAGGCACACAGUGUAACCAUUCCAUGAUGACCCCCAGCCCAUGGCUGUGUCCUUGGCUCUCAGAGACCCCAGCUAGGAGCUGUGACCCUCGCUCACGGUGUGCAAGUCAUUGCCUAACCUCGGCAAGUGGCAACCCUUGCCAGCUGUUGUGUGGCCCAGGCUCGUAGUGUUAUAACCUAUUAAUUGGUAACCUGACUAGAGGAGUCGACUGCUAUUUCUUGUAAUUUGGGUUGAAGGGGUCAAAAGCCAGAGCUAAUGACCUGAUUAAUUGUCCAAAACAAAGUUUUGCAAUGUUGGUUAUAGAUCUUGUAUGUCUGUUCUUGUGACUUUAGUCUCAUGGUCUAAAGCCUGUGCUUGCAAUACUUGACAAGUAUGUAGUUUUGUCAGAAGCCUCGCCCCAAAUAUUCAAGACCAGUAGUUGACACCAUGACAUAAGAUGUCCAAAGUCAGUAUAUGUGAUUCCAUAUUAGGGUAUUUAAAGCUAUUGCCAGAUGAUAGAUAUGACCAGUAGCUUCAGUAACAAAUCUGAUUAGUGAUUUUUUAGAGCAAAAUAUAUUGCUUAGAUAUCACACUGAAAUGUGUCACAUCUGAAGUUCAUGGAAUAUGUAGUCCAAUUUUGACAUCAAACAGUAGCUACACUCAAGAUUUCCAUCCUAACUCAUACUGGUAGCAUUAGCUAAUGAUUCCCCCAGAUAAUGGUCUCCCAUGUCUGCUUUGUUAGUCCCUAGUACAAGGUAGCCUACACUCAAAUCUGUAAUACAAGUUCAACAACAAUCCAGACAGAUGGUGUCCUUAAGUCUAUCUGUGAUUUUGGACACUUAUCAUCAAAGCUUAUGUAGUUAUUUGGCCAGUUGUGUCCCAGAGCUAUAUAUAUUUGUUCAAGGUGACCCUGUGCCUCUUGUAACAUACCAUGUUGAGUACUGGCAUCACAACAAUGUAUGGUUCGUACAAGUACCUAUUUCUGCUCUUGUUUAAACCGAUGACUGUAUGUAAGUGGGCUUGAGUAGCCAUGAAACACACUCGACCUGCAUCCCUUGUCACGUUGAUGUGUGUGGCCUCUUGGGUGCCUGGGUUAUUUAACCCAAUGUAUUCAUUUGGCUAUGUAGGUGUCCAGUUCCUGCCUCCCUCAGCCCUGGCACACCUCAAAAAUGUAGACAUGGCCUCCUUUUUCACAAGGAAUCUGAAGAAUGUUCUUUCCCCUCACUACACAUUGUAUUGUUUUCAAUAACUAUUGCCAAAAAAAUUUGUAAGCUUAUCUGGUUCAAUGUGCCAAGUUGCUCAGACAGUUAACCAACAGAUUUUGGAAUUGUCCACAUCCAUAAAUUCUGGUUAACAGAGCCUGCACAAGAAACACUGUUGAUCUGCACAACGAGGUGGACAUACUAGCUAUUCCUAAAUUCUGUUAGUGGCCAAGACCAAGUGGUGUGCCUCAGGUUUAUAUUCCCAACAUUUCUAGAUUCCAUCUUUAACAGAUAUUGUCUCGUUCCUUCUGUGUACUAAUAAGGAUAAAUUAUUGUAGGCGAGUCCUGUCCCUAGGUAGCUCUUGUACAGAUUCCUUUGUUGCAAAUUUUUGGGCAUUCUUCAAUUGCAUUAAAUUCAGCCUCAUCUUGCUUGCCGUGUCAGGAAAUUGAACAUAAAAUGCUUAGCACGAAUUUUAUACAACAAAAUUUGUAAGCUUCAGAGCGAUUUCUGGGUUUAAUGUGGAUGACAAAUUGGAGUACCAAUUGAACUGUUUGCCUCUGCUCAAUGUUCAACACUUAAAGCUCUGUCAGGGCCUAGUUAUUGUGCCAAACCAGUAGCAAUUACCACAGUUAGCAACAUUCCACUAUUGCACUGGGAAUGAUGGCUGCAGCAUUGAUUGAAUAAUAAUUAGUAGUUACAGAGAAAGUUAAUUUUUUUUUAAUAAUUGAGACAUUACCAGUAAUGGUCUAAGUAUCAUGAACUAUCUACAUACUUUACUUAAGUAUAUAAACCAUUGUAUGUGAUACCUGAUUGUGGUGUAAGUGCAUUUUAUGUUUUUGUUUUGGUUCUUAUAAUUCAUUUAUCAUCUUUGUUUUUAUUUGGGCAUAGAGAUUAUCCAAAUUUACUGGGUUUUGCAUUCAUUAAUUUAACCAAUGAAGUGUUUAAUGUGUCAUUUAUGAUGGAAAGAGAAACAUAAACAAUUUAUGUUGAUAUUCAUCACCUGGUGAGGCAUAUUUCGAAUAUGACUUGGGAAUUGAUCUGUUACCUCAUUGUUUGACUUCGGUUACCCAUACAGUAAAGUGAUGUGUUACUAUAUGCAAAGUAAAAAGAUUCAUCUGGCUACUGGCUGUUCUUAUCUUUUGCUUUGGUCACGUGCCAGCACAACUUGUUGGCCUUCAUAUUUUUAGUUUUGCAUAUUCUAUUUUUGUCAUAUUUGGACCAUUCAUUGUUUCAAUUCAUUUAUAUUGCAAUCCUUGUUACUUGUGCCUUGAUCCUUAUUACAGUACAUGUGCAUCUUCAAUCUGAAUAUAUCCAUUCUUCUGUGUUUUUAUCAUUUGUAUAUUUUUACUGAAUCAACUCCUUUCAUUCAGAUUUUAUUAUUGCUGACAUGUGGCCACUGCACUUUCACAAUUGAAGAAAAAUGGAGAUACUAUAGUGAUAUGUCAUGUUAUGUUUAAGUCUCCAGCAUUGCAGGUACAGAUGUAAUCAUGGAUGGAUUCAGCUAGCAACUGUCCAACUUCAUUGUUCCAAAAGGUGUACAUUAUAAUAACAGUGAGGAAUUUAAGUUAGAAGUCAAUAAGGUGAGGAUAUGGACAUAACUUGCAUAGUACAUGCGAUUAUACAGAGUACGAUUAAUUUGUUAAGAGUAGAUUUUCAUUAGGCGAGUUGCAAAAAAACAAUUAAAAGUACAAUUUUGUACUUUUGGUGAAUCAAUUUUUGGUGAAUCAAUCAAUCAAUUUGGUGAAUCAAAUGUUAGCAAUGCUCCAUGUGUAAAGGGAAGGCAGGUCAUUGAUAAGAAAUCAGGUUUUCUUUCUUUAUUUAGCGAGUUGGCUUUGUGAUCAGUUCACUAAAAGACCUGUAUGAAAGUGCAUUUUUAAGGCACUACAAUUUUUAACAGUUGCAAUACUUCAUUGAUCAUGUUACUUAAACGAUUAAGGAGAAAAUUUCCAAACUUCAUAAUUUAUAUGACUCUACUUGAGACUGUGAUCAUGCUGCAGCCUUUGUGUUGGUGAACAGUGUCAAAUUGGCACUCAGUUUUUGUCAUAUUAAAAGCUUUGCCUUGUAUAUCGGUACAUUACAAAAUUCUAUGGAUCGUAUUUGUCAGGUGGACUAAAUAAAUAAAUGGCACUUGG
This is a messenger RNA of Procambarus clarkii (red swamp crayfish), 8841 nucleotides long. It is a transcript of the gene Mrtf, whose product is annotated as Myocardin-related transcription factor. NCBI's taxonomy places the organism in Eukaryota, Metazoa, Arthropoda, Malacostraca, Decapoda, Cambaridae. The record is from RefSeq and is a predicted model, not a curated record. Gene Ontology annotation, biological process: positive regulation of transcription by RNA polymerase II. Gene Ontology annotation, molecular function: transcription coactivator activity. Gene Ontology annotation, cellular component: nucleus.